Messenger RNA from Cordyceps fumosorosea ARSEF 2679, 1332 nucleotides. RefSeq lists its product as hypothetical. The transcript has 3 exons. Gene Ontology annotation, molecular function: monoacylglycerol lipase activity. Bases 1 to 1332 code for a protein of 443 amino acids. NCBI's taxonomy places the organism in Eukaryota, Fungi, Ascomycota, Sordariomycetes, Hypocreales, Cordycipitaceae. The record is from RefSeq and is a predicted model, not a curated record.
AUGGACUCGCAAGGCGGCAGCUCCAAGGCUGGCCAUCUCUGCGUCCUAGUUCACGGACUCUGGGGAAACCCCGACCACAUGCGCAACAUUGCCAAGUGCCUCCGCGACCAGCACUCCCGCGACGAGCUCUAUCUCCUCCUCGCCAAACGAAACACGGGCAGCUUCACCUACGACGGUAUCGAGCGCGGCGGCGAGCGCGUCUGCGCCGAGAUUGAGGAGGAGCUACGCGCCAUCGAGGCCGGCGGUGGCAAGAUCACAAAGCUCAGCAUCAUCGGCUACUCGCUGGGCGGGCUGGUGUCGCGCUACACUGUCGGCUUGCUCUACGCCAAGGGCAUCCUCGACGGGAUGGAAUGCAUGAACUUUUGCACAUUUGCCAGCCCGCACCUCGGCGUCCGCACCCCCCUCCGCGGCUGGCACAACCACGUCUGGAACGUCGUCGGCGCGCGCACGCUCUCCAUGUCCGGCCAGCAGCUCUUCACCACCGACCGCUUCCGCGACACCGGCCGCCCGCUGCUGCAAGUCAUGGCCGACCCGCAGAGCAUCUUCGCCCGCGGCCUGCGCCGCUUCCGCCGCCGCACCCUCUACGCCAACAUCACCAACGACAAGAGCGCCGUCUACUACACCACCUGCAUCCAGAAGACGGACCCCUACCGCGACCUCGACCUCGUCCGGCCCAACUUCUUGGCCGGCCGCGUCGGCGAGGUCCUGCUCGACCCGGAGACGCCCUUCUUCUCGCGGCCCAAGCUGGCAGCAAACUCUGGCGGCCCCGUCGCGGCGAUUUGGGGCCGCUGCGUGGGGUGGGCGCGAAGGCUACCGCUGGCGCUGGCCGUGGCCGUGUUCGUGCCGAUCGGCGUGGCCGCAUUCCUGGUCAACUCGGUGAUCCAGAACGUGCGCAGCGCGCAGCGCAUCCGGCUGCACGAGCGCGGCCAGCUGGGCGUCAGCACCGACGAGUACCGCGUGCCACUGCUCAUCAAGGAGCUGCGCGGCGAGGUGGAGUCGGCGUACGAGGCACUUAACAACUCGCAGCAGCAAGAGUUCCUCGGGGCCGGAGACGAUGACGACGACGACGACGCGGCGAUGGACGCGGAGGACAGGAGGCUGCUGACGCGGGAGCGCAGGCUGUCGCAGCCGACGCAGCCGACGCUGGCGCUGGCGCCCUGCCAGUUCGACAUGAUCCGCAACCUCGACGCGAUGGGAUGGCGCAAGUACCCGGUCUGGAUUCACAACACGGGGCACUCGCAUGGGGCCAUCAUCGCGCGCAUCGACAAGAGGAGGUAUGAUGAAGGAUUCAUCGUGAUGGGGCACUACGCCGAGGAGGAGUUUUUGCUGUAG